AUGCUCAGACUCAGGGUGUUCCUGCAAAAAAUCCUGAUCCUUCUGCACGUUAUCAUGUGCGUUGUCGUUGGCAAAACACUGAUGAUACUGUUUCCCAAUGCCAUGAAAAGAUACAUCCUAAAGCAGGGCGAGAAGAGCAGAAUGAACUCAAAUCCAAAAUUCAUCUAUGAAAACUGGGGGCCAACUUUUUUCAGCUUCAGGUAUUUGCUCUUUGUGCUGAAGGUGAAGUGGAAGAGGCUGGAGGAUGAAGCCUACGAGGGACAUCCUGCUCCCAACACGCCAGUGGUGACUUCCAGUGGAGAAGUUCGUCACCUCUUUGAUUUCAUGCAAGAUAACCGACCUUUAAUCCUGAAUUUUGGAAGCUGCACCUGACCUUCAUUUAUGUUAAAAUUUGAUGAGUUCAACAAGCUCAUCAAAGAUUUCAGCUCAAUAGCAGACUUCCUUAUCAUCUACAUCGAAGAAGCUCAUGCAGUAGAUGGAUGGGCUUUUAAAAACAAUAUUGUUAUUAAAAAUCACAGAAGCCUCCAAGAUCGAAAAAUUGCAGCACAACUUCUUCAGAAAAAUAAUCCCUUAUGUCCAGUGGUUUUAGACACUAUGGAAAACGUGAGCAGUUCAAAAUAUGCUGCACUGCCAGAACGACUGUACCUACUUCAAGGAGGGAAGGUCAUCUACAAGGGAGGAGUGGGGCCUUGGAAUUAUCACCCCCAGGAAAUACGUGCCAUCCUGGAAAAAAUGAAGUAG
Messenger RNA from Merops nubicus (carmine bee-eater), 741 nucleotides. RefSeq names its product deiodinase, iodothyronine, type I (gene DIO1). The record is from RefSeq and is a predicted model, not a curated record. Gene Ontology annotation, molecular function: thyroxine 5'-deiodinase activity. The transcript is spliced from 4 exons. NCBI's taxonomy places the organism in Eukaryota, Metazoa, Chordata, Aves, Coraciiformes, Meropidae.